CGUCAAAAUGGAAGAACAAAAAGACAAACUACUUGACAAUUAUCGCCAGUCUCACGAAUAUGAGACAGAAGACUCUCUUGAUGGCAUUGAAGCCACAUAUUUUUCCUCAAAUAAGGGCGACAAGCCUCGAGUGAAGAAACGUACCAUCCUUUACUUCAUCACUGGCCUAUUAUUCGCGGCUAUUUUCUACUUAUCAGGUCUUUACACUCCAGUCAUCGGAUCCGGCCCAUAUCUUUACAAGCCAUAUGGCUCCGGGCACUGUGGCAAUUCAUCGGAGGAAGCGACAAAGAAUGGCUGCAUCAUGGACCUCAUCCCAGGCGGCUGGGUGCACCCAGACUGCUAUGACAAGGAACUCGAGACAGAAUUCCUGGAAUACGGUGACUGGCACUGGUACGCCGAUCCAUGGGGCAACGAGGAGUUAUCACAGGAACACAUGAGACGAACAGGCGGUCCCAGUCCCGUGUACGUUUCCAUGGAGUAUCAUGACGCGCACUGUUCCUUUACCUGGAGAAAGCUGCACCGAGCAAUUCUUCGAGGAACGCCGAUUGAUAGCCAAAUUGGUCAAUAUCAGCAUACCAUGCAUUGUUCGACGGCCUUGUCGAUAGCGAGAGAUGCUGAGAAAUAUCCGGAAUGGAAGGCACCUGCUAGGUUCUUCAAUGUGUUUACGUCUUGCGAGCUGCCUCAGAAGUUCAAACCGCCUAAGAAGAUGUUGGAAGGGAAUGGGAGCAAGAUGGGAUACUGA
Molecule: messenger RNA, 742 nt
Organism: Mollisia scopiformis
Lineage: Eukaryota; Fungi; Ascomycota; Leotiomycetes; Helotiales; Mollisiaceae
Exons: 2
Coding region: 8-742 (244 amino acids)
Source: RefSeq, a predicted model, not a curated record